AUGGACCCGGAAGACAAGGAAAACGUGAGACGGCGCAGCGGGGAUCAUGGUUUACAACAAGUUCCGAAGAACAGGAUCUCGGGAUCGAAGGUCAUUCUUCGGCGGCGCCAUUCGCCUUCGUCACCGAUGCUCAAACUUGAACGGGAGCACGCCUCGAGGGCGACGCUGUUCAGCGCUAUCUUCCUCUGCGUUCUCGUGGUGGCGGCCAUGGCUGUUCUCAUUACGCGCCACCUGACGUCGCGCCACGCUAGCGACGAAGAUACCUGCACGACCGACGACUGCAUCACAUACGGGCGCACCCUGCUCGAGCGACUCAACCUGUCGGCAGAUCCGUGUACCAAUUUCUACCAGUACGUCUGCGGGGACGCGGCUUUCGACACUGCUGAGGAGAAGGUGCGAAGGAUGUACGGCCCCAAGGUGCAGGACUUCAUGCAACAACGAGAAAAUGUGGUUCAGAAGGACAAAGGAAUCAGGCAUGAUUACGAGCUCAAGGCUUCGCGGGCGCUGUCCUUGUGCCUGGAGAGACCGGAUACUAUGGAUCCGGCGCCUUUCGUCCAAUUUAUGCGUGAACGUGGACUGAUGUGGCCUGUGGAACCGAAACAACCGAAGCGUGGAAGGAAAGAGUCGGGUAACCCGGUAUUUCCCAUACUUGUGGACCUCUCACUGAACUGGCGAGUAUCUCUGUGGUUCGACGUGAACGUGAUGAACUUGGAUCGUGAAGAGAACUUCAUGGUCACCCUCGACGAUCCGGGACCUGUGCCUGUGCUCCGCAUGGCACAGCUUUCAUCUCUUGGAGAUGACGCAUACGACGGAAUUGCGCAGCAGAUGGCGUCUUUCCUUUCUGGAGGCACCGUGACGCUCAGCAAAACGGAAUUGACCGACCUGCGUCUGGACGAAGGAAUUGUGCGGAACACAUUAUCUUUUCGACUGGAUCCGGAUAGUGAAGAAGCGGAUGAAGUGGACGUCACUGUGCCCAUCGGAGGAGUUCACCUCUUGUCUCGGAGCAUUGGUUCAGACCAGUGGCUGGCCACAUUACGGAACUCGCUUCAAGGCGCUUUCGGCAUGACCCUUUCGAACGAAACAAAAAUACUUGCCUUUAACAAGGCGAGAAUCAACGACGCCUUCACCAUGCUCGAAGAUCUACCAUUUGAAGUUGCUCUAAACGUGACCGGGUGGAUGUUUGCCUACAUCUACGGGUGGACGAUGGGCGCCCGCUACGACACCUUCCAUCCUGGGCAUCGAAACACUGAAACGCCGAACUCUGGAACUCUGUGCUUCCUCGCCGUGCAUGAAAUGCAUGGUCUCGCCGUUGUAGCUGCUUACAUUUCCGAACUUUUCGGCGUAUCCGAACGCAGCGACGUGAAGGACAUAUUGAGUUCCAUUACUAACGCGCUGCGCGUUGCCUUAAAAAAUGCCGAUAGUAUCACUUUGUUGACAAAGCUUAGGGCGGAGACCAAGGUAGCAGACGAGCUAGGCAUUUCUCUUUGGCCUCCCGAACCGUUUUUCAGCCGAGAGAUGCUCAACGAGAUCACCACCGCGUUUCCUGCAGAAGGCACGUCGCUGUUUUCUCUGCGGCUUCAAACGAUGAAAGUGCUCCAGGAGUCGCGGACCAACCGCUACUACUCGAGCCUUUUGACGAAGCGUGUCCGCUGGUUCACUCGUAGCGUCCGCUACUUGUACAGCCGCAACUACCUUGAAGUCGGAGUGUGGGCCCUCCUAGCGCCUUCCUAUAUGAGGCAUGGCUCUCGUCUCAUGACGUUCAGCGGUCUGGGUUUAGAGAUUGCCCGUAGCCUGGUUCGGGCGUUCGACAGCCAUGGAAGAAUGCUCGACGGAAACGGUCAACCGGAUACGCGAUGGGCCCAGAAGCUCAAGUGUUCGCUGUACGAUGCGAAAACCAGACGCGAGAGGCGAGCGCUCACGGACAUCUUCGCCAUGAACGUGACUCUGCAGGCGUUCGGCGACAGCGCCACGGCUCUGCACAGCUAUCCGAAGCUCCGAUUCCUCGAGUCGUUGAGUGAAGACGAAACAUUUUUCGUGAGUUUGUGUAGUCAUUUCUGUGGAGACAAAGAACGCGCAGAGCUCUGCGACCUGGCCACAAGGACCACGCGGUUUAGCAAGGCAUUCCGCUGUGAAGAUCGCAUCAUGAGCGAGAGGCGAUGCGAGUUCUUGUGA
This is a messenger RNA of Rhipicephalus sanguineus (brown dog tick), 2172 nucleotides long. RefSeq names its product membrane metallo-endopeptidase-like 1. Gene Ontology annotation, biological process: protein processing. NCBI's taxonomy places the organism in Eukaryota, Metazoa, Arthropoda, Arachnida, Ixodida, Ixodidae. The transcript has 6 exons. Gene Ontology annotation, cellular component: plasma membrane. The record is from RefSeq and is a predicted model, not a curated record. Gene Ontology annotation, molecular function: metalloendopeptidase activity. Bases 1 to 2172 code for a protein of 723 amino acids.